GACGGAGCAUUCUUUAGAAAGGGCAUGCGCGAAAAAUUGUAGUGGCGCCGCUUCCGCUUACGUUCUUCUUCCUUUACGGCCAGGCAAGGCGUGUUAACUGCCUGGUUAGUGUUUCUCUGAUGCGCCAAAAGUGGUAAUAAAAGCCACGAAAAAUGUCGUUAUCAACAGCUCGACCUCUGGUCACCGUCUACACGGACAAGAAUGAGCCAUCCGGUGAUUCCAUCUCUCUGCCGGCGGUGUUCAAAGCUCCAAUUCGUCCCGACGUUGUGAACUUUGUUCAUCAGCAAGUUUCCAAAAACAGCAGACAGCCGUACUGCGUUUCCAAGGAAGCUGGUCAUCAAACCUCGGCGGAGUCAUGGGGUACUGGACGUGCAGUAGCGCGUAUCCCUCGUGUACGAGGCGGUGGUACCCAUAGAUCAGGCCAGGGUGCUUUCGGCAACAUGUGUCGAGGUGGACGAAUGUUUGCCCCGACUAAACCAUGGCGCCGUUGGCACAGACGCGUCAACGUCAACCAAAAACGUUACGCCAUCGUUUCGGCAAUCGCUGCCUCAGGUGUACCCGCCCUCGUUCAAUCCAAGGGACACAUGAUCCAGGAAGUUCCCGAAUUCCCGGUUGUUGUAUCGGACAAAAUUCAAGAAUACAACAAGACGAAACAGGCGGUCAUUUUCCUACGCCGUAUCAAGGCCUGGAAUGAUAUUCAAAAGGUCUACAAGUCGCAGCGUUUCCGCGCUGGUAAGGGUAAAAUGCGUAAUCGUCGCCGCAUCCAACGACGCGGACCUUUGAUCGUAUACGGACAAGAUCAGGGAAUUCGCAAAGCUUUCCGUAACAUUCCCGGUGUCGAUUUGAUGAACAUCAAUAAGCUGAAUUUACUGAAGCUCGCACCGGGUGGUCACGUAGGACGUUUCGUUAUCUGGACGAAAUCUGCUUUCGAUCAACUCGAUGCCCUCUACGGAACUUGGCGCAAGGAGUCGAAACUCAAGGCCGGUUACAAUCUGCCCUUCCCCAAAAUGGCCAAUACCGAUCUUUCGCGACUCCUCAAGUCUGACGAGAUCCGCAAAGUUCUCAGAACACCGAGAAAGAGGAUCGUACGUCGCGUGAAGAAAUUGAAUCCAUUGACCAACACCCGAGCAAUGCUUCGUCUCAAUCCGUACGCCGCUGUACUCAAGAGGUCGGCGAUUCUUACCGCUCAAAGACGUCAACGUGAGAAGGAACUGGCCGUCGCCGUUAAGCGCGGUGUUGCCCUGCCCAAGAGCGCACCAGCGGUGAAAGCGAAAGUUCUACAAGAAAGGCGUAGGAAGCAAAUACUCGCUGCCAAAGUAGCGAAACCGAAGAAAAUGGGAGCACCGAAAAAAGCGGCAGCCGCACCAGCUAAAGCGGCCAAGCCCGUAUCCGCGAAAACCGGCAAAGCUGCGCCAGCCAAGAAAUAAAAACAAAAAUUAAUGAUUCUCUACGAACAUCGACCGGAGUUUAUUUGUCGACCUGUGAAUUUUAUUUGAGAAUAAAAUGAGGAUAGACGCGA
Venturia canescens is the source of this 1519-nucleotide messenger RNA. It is a transcript of the gene RpL4, whose product is annotated as ribosomal protein L4. The record is from RefSeq and is a predicted model, not a curated record. The transcript is spliced from 8 exons. Gene Ontology annotation, molecular function: structural constituent of ribosome; RNA binding. Gene Ontology annotation, cellular component: ribosome; cytosolic large ribosomal subunit. Gene Ontology annotation, biological process: translation. Lineage: Eukaryota; Metazoa; Arthropoda; Insecta; Hymenoptera; Ichneumonidae. The coding region runs from base 153 to 1427 and encodes 424 amino acids.